ACCCCUAUUUUUCCCAAACACACAAUGAAUGAAUACCCGGGCUUGCACCCCAACUACCAACAUUCGCCCCAGCACGUUCCACCGCACCACCCACACCCCCAUCCGCCCCAGCACACCGCACCACCGCUGGCGCAUGGGUACCCGUACGGAUACGCCGACAAGGAGAAAGAUGCAAUUGGGGCAACAGCGUCCACACUGUCGUCUGCCAACCGCCGCGGGCCCUGGGACCCCAUGGAGGACAAGCGCCUCAUGGAGCUCAUCAACGUGUUUGGGCCCACCAAUUGGGUGAGGAUUUCGCAGUCCUUGGGCUCACGUACGCCCAAGCAGUGCCGCGAGCGGUUCCACCAGAACUUGAAGCCGCUGUUGAACAAGACACCCAUCACCCCAGAGGAGGGUGCGUACAUCGAGGAGUUGGUUGAAAAGUACGGGAAGAAAUGGGCAGAGAUCGCGCGCCAUUUGAACGGGCGGUCGGAUAACGCAGUCAAGAACUGGUGGAAUGGAGGGGCGAACCGCCGCCGCCGGACGAGCGCUGUGGGUGAGCGCAGUCGCUCGAACUCGCCGGACGAAACCCCAGAGAAGCCAGACGAGAAGCUGGGCGAGAGGUAUCCAGGGUACCAGAGUGGAUACUCGGGAGGCGGAUACCCGGGUGGAUACCCAAGUGGAGCUCCGGGCAUCUAUGCAGGUGGACCCUCCAGUGGGUAUCCGGGUGAAAAGUACCCAGAGACAAGACCGCCUGAAAGAUUCGGCCCUGAGGCCCUGGAACAAAACGUCGCAUCCACGCCCCAGCUCUACUCCGCGCCAGCGUUCGCGUUCAACGUCUUGCGCGGCGCGCGCGCGUACAGCAUUGCGGACAUGUCCAAACUGCCCAGUCUGGCUAAUCUCCCGCCUCUUACCGGCCAGCCCCUGGGACUGGGGCAGUUUCCGCCGCCCGGGCAGUUCCCCGCGCCCCUCCUCAAGCGCCGUACGAACCACAUCGAGAUCGAACCCGAACCACGGCGCCGUCAUUCAUCCGUGUCGUCCAGCAUGUUUUUCCACACACCACGCGGUGAAAACCUGCCGUUCUUAGGCUGCUCACCGCUCAUUCCGCCCACGUCGCGGACAUCUUCAAUCUCGCACGACUUUUCGCUCAACGACUCGCGAAGAUCGUCGCUCGCGCCAGACUUGUUUCCGAACCCGUUGGGCUCCGGCAAGAAGCGCGGUAGCCAGCACUUCCAGGCGCCUUUGACUCCGUUGACUUCCGCCGGGAGUUCUAUUGCGCACUCUUCGCUCCUGUCUGCCAAUGGGACGACUUUGCCGCCGUUGACGCCGCCGGCGUCAGGGCAUAUGGCUGCGAUGCUGAAUGCUUCGCCAAAACCAUCGAUAUUCAAGAGUAACUUUACGUUUAGCCAGCCAAAGCCCGAAGGCCAGAGGCCGGACGACAACCUGAGUGAGAACCAGGGGUUGAGCGAGAGCGAGAGCCAACGGGACGAGAGACUUGGACUGGCCUCAGACCUCAGUUUGGCUGCAACCGCGGUCUCUGAACCCAAGACCACAAGCCCAACCGCGGACACCCUGCUGGCCAGACGAAUCUCCAUUGCCCGCUUGCUUGGUUAGCCCUGAAGCGGUUUCCAUUGUCUUUUACGGGUCACCUUUGUACUAUUUUUCAAUUCCCCUUCCUUAUAACAAUCUUCCCUGUAAAUGUCUAAUUAGAUCUGCUCAGCCGGCCGUACCGGGCAGGUUAUCAGAAAUACUGCGGAGCGUAAAAGCUUGGGUGGUUUUAUCUGGUUUAAAAAAUUGGUGGCCCAAACCCUGUUGUGCCUUAAUACCUAAAGCUGGCCAUGUUCAAACGGAGUAGCCCUUUUGUAUCUACAAAAUGGGAAACUAGCCGGACAGAUAUCGGGAGUGGACAACGCAACACAGACGAAAGGCCAACGUACGCAAAUAUAUGUAAUUUAAUAUUGCUCCACGCAUGUUUCCAAAUACAUAUUUGAGGGUAUAUAGAUAAUGGUAAAUUGCCGGUAUAUCGGGCUCUAUCUGAUCCACUGGAUGCCAUAAUAAUGCAUUACUCUUUGAGAUUCGUCUAUGGUGCACUUCUGGACACAUAGCGCAUU
This is a messenger RNA of Babjeviella inositovora NRRL Y-12698, 2090 nucleotides long. RefSeq lists its product as uncharacterized. Gene Ontology annotation, biological process: mitotic cell cycle; positive regulation of transcription by RNA polymerase II. Bases 25 to 1593 code for a protein of 522 amino acids. Gene Ontology annotation, cellular component: nucleus. NCBI's taxonomy places the organism in Eukaryota, Fungi, Ascomycota, Pichiomycetes, Serinales. The transcript has a single exon. Gene Ontology annotation, molecular function: DNA-binding transcription factor activity, RNA polymerase II-specific; RNA polymerase II cis-regulatory region sequence-specific DNA binding. The record is from RefSeq and is a predicted model, not a curated record.